AUGGCGAGAGAGCCUAGGAAACGCAACCCGAACUUAUAUUGCCACUAUCAUCAGGACCAUGGGCACACGACGGAAAAUUGCAAGAAUUUAUGGGACCACUUGGAACAGUUGGUCCGAGAGGGGAAAUUAAAGCAACUCUUGCAUCACUCCAGCGGUAGGGCAAGUCAAGCAGGCUCAGAGAUGCGUGGGGACGCUUCUUCAAGACUUCCCCUGGGCACGAUUAACGUUAUUUUUGCAGCCCCAGGGAGGACUGGAUCUUGCCCCUCCAGGGUACUGUCAGUGUUCCGACCCUCGGCCGAGGAGCAUUCCCAAGCAUCGAAGAGAGCCAGGGUGGGUGUCCCCCUGAUUCUAGGCUUUUCGGAGGAGGACAUGAUUGGAACCAUACAGCUCCAUGAUGAUGCAUUGGUGGUCACGCUGAGAAUUGGUGGGUACGAUGUCAGAAGGGUGAUGGUAGACCAAGGUAGCGCUGUGGAUAUAAUGUAUCCAGACUUGUACAGGGGGCUAGGUCUGAAGCAAGAGGAUUUAACAACCUACAACUCCCCUUUAGUAAGUUUUGAGGGAAGGAUGGUCGCUCCCAAAGGAUUGAUCAGAUUGCCCGUGCAAGCAGGUACAGAUGUGGUGGAGGUGGACUUUAUUGUUGUAGACGUUUUCUCUCCAUACACGGCUAUUAUGGGCAGACCUUAG
Quercus robur (English oak) is the source of this 684-nucleotide messenger RNA. RefSeq lists its product as uncharacterized. NCBI's taxonomy places the organism in Eukaryota, Viridiplantae, Streptophyta, Magnoliopsida, Fagales, Fagaceae. The transcript has a single exon. The record is from RefSeq and is a predicted model, not a curated record. The coding region runs from base 1 to 684 and encodes 227 amino acids.